Messenger RNA from Astyanax mexicanus (Mexican tetra), 1080 nucleotides. RefSeq names its product proteasome subunit beta type-7-like. Gene Ontology annotation, cellular component: proteasome core complex. The record is from RefSeq and is a predicted model, not a curated record. Gene Ontology annotation, molecular function: threonine-type endopeptidase activity. The transcript is spliced from 8 exons. Bases 163 to 999 code for a protein of 278 amino acids. Lineage: Eukaryota; Metazoa; Chordata; Actinopteri; Characiformes; Acestrorhamphidae.
UGAUCACGUUCUCUGAACAGAAAGUGAAAGGAGACGCUUCUGAAAUCGCUGACACACUGUCAGGCCUCCCUUAAAACCUGGUUAAAACCUCCUGUAAAAUUACUUUUAGCCAGUUUUAGUGUGAUUUUAUUGGGAGAAAGGUGUUGGAGAAGCAGUGAGAAGAUGCUGAACUCUUCUACCCAGUAUGAGAUGAGCAGUGGAGGCUUUAACUUUGAGAACGCGCGCAGAAAUGCAGUGUUGGAGGCGGAUUUAACAGAGAAGGGCUAUAAAGCACCUAAAGCCAGGAAGACUGGAACCACCAUCGCUGGGAUCGUCUUUAAGGAUGGAGUGAUACUCGGUGCUGACACCAGAGCUACAGACGACAUGGUGGUGGCUGAUAAAAACUGCAUUAAGAUCCAUUACAUCGCUCCUAAAAUAUAUUGCUGUGGUGCUGGCGUUGCUGCGGAUGCUGAGGUCACCACCCAGAUGAUGUCGUCCAACAUAGAGCUGCAUUCUCUCAGUACAGGACGUCCUCCUCUCGUCGUCACCGUGACCCGACAACUCAAGCAGAUGCUUUUCAGGUAUCAGGGACACAUUGGCUCCUCCCUGAUUGUGGGCGGGGUCGAUGUUAACGGCCCCCAGCUCUACAGUGUCUACCCCCACGGCUCCUACGACAAACUGCCCUUCCUCACCAUGGGAUCUGGAGCAGCUUCAGCCGUCUCUGUGUUUGAGGACCGAUUCAAGCCCAACAUGGAGCUGGAGGAGGCGAAGCAGCUGGUGCGGGAUGCUAUAGUUGCGGGUAUAUUCUGUGAUUUGGGUUCGGGCAGUAACGUGGAUCUGUGCGUGAUCACGGAGAAAGGCGUGGAUUUUCUGAGGGGUUACGACCAACCUGCCGAGAAGGGCGUCAGGGAGGGAAGCUACAGGUAUAAGCAGGGCACGACGCCGGUCCUGACCAAAACCAUCACCCCGCUCACUCUGGACAUCGUAGAGGAAUCUGUCCAGACCAUGGACACCCAAUAAAACUUCACCCAGUGCUUCAUUUAACUCCAUUUAACAUGUUUUUUACUCAACUGGAUCAGAAAUUACAGGCUGCACAUUAAA